GGGGGCUGGUGGAGUAGCCGCCACUUCCUGGAGCCGCCGGCCGGGGCCGCUCGCCGCACUCAGCGCCGGAGCCGGGAGUCCGCGGCCGCCGCCAUGUCCCAUCAGACCGGCAUCCAAGCAAGUGAGGAUGUUAAAGAUAUUUUUGCCAGAGCAAGAAAUGGAAAAUACAGACUUCUGAAGAUAUCGAUUGAAAAUGAGAAACUUGUGAUUGGAGCGUGUAGGCAGCCUUUAGAUUCCUGGGAUAAGGAUUAUGAUUCCUUUGUUUUACCCCUGUUGGAGGACAAACAACCGUGCUACGUAUUAUUCAGGUUAGAUUCUCAGAAUGCCCAGGGAUAUGAAUGGAUAUUCAUUGCAUGGUCUCCAGACCAUUCUCAUGUUCGUCAAAAAAUGUUGUAUGCAGCAACAAGAGCAACUCUGAAAAAGGAGUUUGGAGGUGGCCACAUUAAAGAUGAAAUGUUUGGAACAGUAAAGGAAGAUGUGUCAUUACAUGGAUAUAAAAAAUAUUUGCUGUCACAGUCUUCUCCUGCCCCACUGACUGCAGCUGAAGAAGAAUUACGACAGAUUAAAAUUAAUGAGGUACAGACUGACGUGAGUGUGGACACUAAGCAUCAAACACUACAAGGAGUAGCAUUUCCUAUUUCUCGAGAAGCUUUUCAGGCUUUGGAAAAAUUGAAUAACAGACAGCUCAACUAUGUGCAGUUGGAAAUAGAUAUAAAAAAUGAAAUUAUAAUUUUGGCCAACACAAUACAUACAGAACUAAAAGAUUUGCCAAAGAGGAUUCCCAGAGAUUCAGCACGUUAUCAUUUCUUUCUGUAUAAACAUUCCCAUGAAGGAGACUAUUUGGAGUCUAUAGUUUUUAUUUAUUCAAUGCCUGGAUACACCUGCAGUAUAAGAGAACGGAUGCUGUAUUCUAGCUGCAAGAGCCCUCUGCUAGAGAUUGUAGAAAGACAACUACAAAUGGAUGUCAUUAGAAAGAUCGAGAUAGACAAUGGGGAUGAGUUGACUGCAGACUUCCUUUAUGAAGAAGUACACCCCAAGCAGCAUGCACAUAAACAAAGUUUUGCAAAACCAAAAGGUCCUUCAGGAAAAAGAGGAAUUCGAAGACUAAUUAGGGGUCCAGCUGAAACUGAAGCCACUACUGAUUAAAAUUAUUACAAUACUAGUUUUUUUAAAAGUCCAGCUUUUAGUACAGGAGAACUGAAAUCAUUCCACAUUGAUGUAUAGUAGGGGAAAAAAUUGUACUUUUUGAAAAUCAGCACUUUUCACUUCUGUGUGUUUUUAAAAUUAAUGUUAUAGAAGACUCAUGAUUUUGAUUUUUGAGUUAAAGCUAGAAAAGGGUUCGACAUAAUGAUGUUUAAUUUCAUCACAGUUUUCAUAGAGUGAUGAUUCCACACUUUCACAUAGUUCUUAAAAUUUUAUAGAGUUGGGCCAAUUCCAGAAAAUCUAAAGUAAGAUACAAUUCUUAUUACUCUUCGGUGAUACAUCACUUUUUUUUCUUUAAGGGAGAGAGAAAGACCUUAAAGUAUUCAUUCCACUUAAUGACUAUGUUAAGGACCAGAUUAGAUUAUUUUCUAAGCUGAAAACUUCAUGUGCCUAGGAAAAGGUGCUCUGAAGAGCAGUGCUCACUCAGACUGUGAGAUCAUGUCUACAACUUUUAGAAACCGUGCUUUAUUGCAGCAGUCUUUUCUAUUUGACUUUUUCGUUUUUUAAAUGGCAUUAAAAUUUCAGAAAAUCAACUCACUCUGAAACAUUAAGGGUACCAGAUAUAUACUGCAGGAUUUCUGAUGACGUUGAAAGACACGUUUAAACUGCUUUAGUAAAUGCUCUUUCCAGUGCUUUAAAAAUUUUCCAUUUCAAAAGUAAGUCGUUUCAUUAUAUGCAGUGUGAGACCAAAUAUUUAUGUCCAAUUGAAUAUUAAAUUAAUAUCAUUCAAAAGCAAACAAAACUGAAGUCAACAAUAUUGAAAACGUUUUAAACAUCAAUUGAUUUCUCUCUAAAACCAUAUAUUUAUAGACAAAUACUCAGAUUUAACAAAAUUAUUUUAAAGUCCUAGUACUCAUCAGCCUAACAGAUAAACGAAUCUUGUUUCAAUUUAUAUCUUAUUUCAAAACACAGUUAACUGUUUUCUAAAGCUUUGCAUUUUCAAUUACAACCUACAGAGAUUUUGAGCCUUGUUUUCUUUGAUACUUGAAAUAGAGGGAGCUAGAAAACUUCAUCAUGUUUAAUCUGAUAAACCUGCUGCAAGAGCCAUAAUUUAGAGGACUUUUCUAAACGAACUGUGGGGAUCCGGGAUUUAGAAUUUCUUGAUCUAAACUUUAUGCUGCAUAAAACAAAUACCAGAAAUGUACAUUUCAUAGUAUAAAAUAUGAAACACUCAUUUUUACACUUUAUUAUCUAAGGUAAUAUAUGCACCUUUCAGAAAUUCAAUGUGUGUUCAACUAAAAGCAUGUUAGAAUAAUUAUGAGUUGACAGAUUUUUUUUUUCUAGAAUUAAGAGUAUUUGUGUGGGGUUUUGUUUGUUUACAAAUAAUCAGACUAUAAUGCAAAAUAAUUGACGGCAAUGUUGCACUUGUUUAUGAAAGAUAUACUUUAAGUUUUUCCGUGGGUGCACACAUAGACACGCAUACACACAAACUACUGCAUUGAGAAUCCUGGAGCUGUGUUGUCGACCAUAGGCCAAGCUGCUGAAGCUGUUAUUUUCGGUCAGGAAGAAAGUUAACCUGUCAUGAAGGUAUAAAAUAAUUUAGUAGUGAAUGUUUUUCUCUACCAUCCAUGUGCAAUUAUGCUCUUAAACUCUAUUACACUACAUGAAAGUAAGUGGACAUUCCAGAAUAUAGAUGUGAUUAUAUAAUCUUAAACUAAUUAUUAUUAAACCAAUGAUUGUUGAAAAGCAAUGAUGCAUUUGUUAUAGAGUAUAACUCAUCGUUUAUGUUUUAGGUGAUGUCAUCAUAACAAUAGAAGGUGAAUAAAGUAUUCCCAGUGAAUUUAUAUAGCAGUGAAGAAUUACAUGCCUUCUGUGGACAUUUUAUAACCCCAGAGACUUGGGAACGGAAAGAACAGGAACUUCAAAGACCUACUUCCCAUGUAGAGGCACGCACCCACCAUGGCUUACACCAGCAAAGGAAGAGAAAGAGGUCUCCGGUUGGCUGACCUCUCUCACAUCUGUGGUCUGCUGACAGGUUGGCUGGUCUGGGAUGACCUCAUCUGAGAUGACUUGUCUCUGCUGAGCAUGGUUUCAGCAGCAGCAUGUUAGCCCUGGCUUGUUCUCAUGGCAGUGGCAGCAUUCCAUGAGAGAGAAAGAGAAAAGUGGUUCACAGGGGCUCUGGAGGCCCAGGCUUGGAACUGAAACGUCACUUUUCCUGCAGUCUACUGACCACAGCAAGUUACAAAGCCAUUCUGGAUAUAAGGACUAGGGAAAUGAAAUUUACCUCUUGAUGGGAAGAAUUACAAAACCAUAUUGCAAAGGGCAUGGAUCUAGGGAAGAGUGGAGAAUUGCAAUCUAACACAAUGAACAUAAGGGAGAAGUUACUUAAAUUUGGGGGCAUCAAUUUCCUCAAUAAGAAAAAAAUGGGACCUACAUUAUAGAGCUCUAAAAUGUGAUCAUGCCCUUAACAUAAUGCUUGGCAUUAACAGUUAGCUCAGCAAAUGACAGAGAAGAUGAUUAUGAUCAAUAGGAUGACAGAGAGCAUAGUAAAGGUUACAGACUGAUGUCAGAUGCCUGAGUUAAAAUUCCAGCUCUGCAAUUUAAUAGCUGCAUAAUCUUGGGCAAGUUACUUCACUUCAAUUUCCUCAUUUAUAAAAUGUGGAUAAUAAUAUUAUCAGAUUCAUAGGAUUGUUAUGAGAGAUAAGUUAAUAUAGGGGAAGCAUUUUGAAUAGUCCUUAUAAUUAUUUAAUAAAAACAGUGCAACAUAUAAUUUUUUUUAAUUAUAAGUUUAUAAAUUAAUGUACAUAACAUUAUUAUUAUUAAUUAUUCUUGGGAUACUGUGGGAACACAGAGGAGAGGCACCUAUUUCUGCACGGGGAAUCAGAAAAGACUGUGGAGUGGAUACCAGCAUUGAAUUUUAAAAAACUGUUAUGAGUUUGCCAGGUGGACAGCAGAGGGAAGAGCAUUCGAAGCAGAAUAGAAAGAUGGACAACCAUAUGCCCAAAUACACAGAUGUCAUGUUCAAGAAAUUCCAGGAAGUGCAGUUGUUUGGUAGAAAAGUAUAAUAUAUUUCAGACUGGUUGGCUAAAGAUGAGAACUACAAGAAUCUAUCCAUAUGCAUAUGGAUGAUAUUUGAAACUCCAUAAGUAGAUAAGAUACAAAGGUCUAGAAAGAAGAGUAUCCAGGAUAGAAUCAAUAUUAUUCUACUUAAACUAGGAAAAUAUCGGGUAAUUCAGAUCAAACAUUUCCCUGAGGAAAACUAGGGGAAAAAUUCUGCUCAAAGGCAUCAGUGUGCUACUAAGGUAGUGAUGAAAUAUAGAACCAAGAUAUGGGAGAAAACAUAAAUCCAAAGAGAUGAACCUAGUAUGUAGGGCUACUACUUCCUUGGGGCCAUUUGCCAGUUCUGGGAGAAGCUAUGAACAGAUGUGUACCUGUAUUUUUUUAGUACCUGUGUUCAGUUCUUUUGGAUACACACCCAGGAGUGGAAUUGCUGUGUCAUUGGUAAUUCUCUGUUUAACUUUGUGAAGAGCUACCAAUCUGUUUUCCACAAUGGCUGCACCAUUUACAUUCCCAUCAGCAAUGUACCAAGUUCCCAAUUUCCCCACAUCCUCACCAAUAUUUGUAAUAGCUAUAGGGGUAGCUCAUUAUGGUUUUGAUUAGCAUUUCCCUAAUGACUAAUGCUGCUGAGCAUCUUUUCAUGUGCUUAUUGGCCAUUUGUAUGUCUUCCUUGGAGAAAUUUCUAUUCAGAUCCUUUGCCUAUUUUGAAAUUAUUUUUAUUUUUAUUAUUGACUUAUAAGAGUAUUUUGUAUAUUCUGGAUAGUAGAUUCUAAUCACAUAUUAUUUUCACAUAUGCCAUUCUACUGAUUGUCUUUUCACUUUCUUGGGUGAUGUCCUUUGAUACACAAAAGUUUAGAAUUUUGGUGAAGUCCAAUUUAUCCUUUUUUUCUCUUUCUGUUUUUUUCUGUACUCUUGGUGUCAGAUUUAAGAAACAGUUGCCUAAUCCAGGGUCACAAAUAUUUACACCUGUUUUCUUUUAAGAGUUUUGUAAUUUUAGCUCUUACCUUUAGGUAUUCCACCCAUUUUGAGUUAAUUUUUGUAUAUGAUGUGAGGUAAGGGUCCUACUCAUUCUUUUCCAGGUAGAUAUCCAAUUGUCCCAGCACCAUCUAUUGAAAAAACCAUUCUUUCCUCCAUGGAAUGGUCUUGGCAAACGAUUGACCAUAUAUGUAAGAGUUUAGUUCUGGACUUUCAAUUCUAUGUCAUUGAUCUAUAUGUCUGUCCUUAUGCCAGCAUCACACUGUUUUGAUUACUGUAUUUUCAUAACUGGGAAAUGUGAGUCCUCAACUUUGUACUUCUUUUUUAAAUAAUAUUUUGGCUAUUCUUGGCUAUUCUAUAUGAUACUAACUGGGGGGGAGGGGGGUGUUUGUUUUAUUUUGUUUUAGAUGGCUUUUAUCAGAUUGAGGAAGUUACCUUCUAUUCUUAAUCGGUGAGUGUUGGAUUUUGUCAAAUGCUUUCUCUAUUGAUACAAUCAUGUGGGUUUUGUCUUUUAUUCUAUUUAAAUGGUGUUUUAUAGUCACUGACUUUUGUAUGCUGAACCAACUUUGCAUUUCUGGGAUAAAUUCUACUUAGUUUUGGUAUGUAAUCCUAUUUAUAAGUUGCUGGAUUCAGCUUGCUAGAAUUUUGGGGGGAAAUUUUUGUGUCUAUUUUGGGCACUGCUUUUGCUGCAUGAGUUUUGUUGUGUGUUUUUCAUUCCUCUCAAAGUAUUUUAUAAUUUGCCUCAUGAUUUCUUCUUUACUCAUUGGCUAUUUAAGAGUGUCUUGUUUAAUUUACACAUAUUGGUGAAUUCCCCAAAUUUCCUUCUGUUAUUAAUUUCUAAUUUCAUUCUCCUGUGGUUGGAAUACAUGCUUUGUACGAUUUAAAUAUUUUGAAAUUCAUUGAGAUUUGUCCUAUUUUCUGGAACCUGUAAAUGUUGGCUUAUUUGAAAAAUGGAUCUUUGCAAAUAUGACUAAAUUAAAGAUUUUGAGAUGAGAA
Molecule: messenger RNA, 6171 nt
Organism: Balaenoptera acutorostrata (minke whale)
Lineage: Eukaryota; Metazoa; Chordata; Mammalia; Artiodactyla; Balaenopteridae
Gene: TWF1
Product: twinfilin actin binding protein 1
Exons: 11
Coding region: 94-1146 (350 amino acids)
Biological process (GO): actin filament depolymerization; barbed-end actin filament capping; positive regulation of neuron projection development
Cellular component (GO): myofibril; actin filament; cytoplasm
Molecular function (GO): actin monomer binding; actin filament binding
Source: RefSeq, a predicted model, not a curated record